AUGGCAGUAGUAAAUAAGAAUCAUGAUUUUCGAAAAAUGAACCCUUUGGAAAAACGUCUGUCUAAGGAACAAAGGAACUUGGAGAUCAGUCUGGAUCAAAAGACUGGUUCUGAGCUUGUCUCUUCAAAUAUUUUCCUCCAUGGAUACUUCAGUGCCUCCAUUAAACUACCAAGAAGCCAGGGCACUGUAGGAGUUGUGGUUGCGUUUGAUUCCAUGAAUCAAGAUAGAUACAGCAAGAACCAGGACGAAGUGACCUUCGAGAUCUUAGGAAACGUCAAAGGCAAAGAGUGGGCGGUUCAGACCAAUGUUCAUGGCAAUACAACCAUCAGAAACAGCACCAGUAAAGGAAGAGAAGAGCGCUACACCCUCCGGUUCGACCCAUCUGCAGAUUUUCACAAGUACAGUAUCUUCUGGACUGAAAACCAUAUCAUAUUUUAUGUUGAUGAUGUCCCCAUAAGAUUGUUCAUGAGGAUAAAAGCCAUAGGAAACUACUUCAUCGCUAGUCCAAUGUAUGUGCAUGGCUCAAUAUGGGACACGUCAGAUUGGACCACUGAUGGAGGAAAACAGAAAGUGGAUUACAGGUAUGGCCCAUUUACUGCUACAAAAAGAUUGAAGCAGUUGGCUCAAACAAUUACGGGCUCCCCUCCAAAGAAUCUUGGCCUGGAUAACUCAGUCUCUGAUGCAGUUAAGGGAGUUAGUUUAUCUUCUCAUCUGGUAGAUACACUUUAUGCAACCCCUCCUGCCCCUUCUCCAGCUCCAUCUACAGAACCACAUGAUUAUACAGGACCAUCUCCUUCCCCAUAUGCCAAUCUUUCUGCAUCAUACCCUUCAGUUCUAUCACCUGACACCCAUCAUGCCUGA
Messenger RNA from Vitis vinifera (wine grape), 861 nucleotides. RefSeq names its product probable xyloglucan endotransglucosylase/hydrolase protein 27. Lineage: Eukaryota; Viridiplantae; Streptophyta; Magnoliopsida; Vitales; Vitaceae. Gene Ontology annotation, molecular function: hydrolase activity, hydrolyzing O-glycosyl compounds. Bases 1 to 861 code for a protein of 286 amino acids. The record is from RefSeq and is a predicted model, not a curated record. Gene Ontology annotation, biological process: carbohydrate metabolic process. The transcript has 3 exons.